AGUCCGGGCAAUUAUUAACAGGAAAACCUCUACCAGAAUAAUAUAACGACGACGUUCAAAGCUCCAACCCUCUACACUCACAACCUCACUUAAUUCUUCAACUCUACAACACUGUAACUGUAACCUUAUAUACUACCUCUAUUCACAAUGUUCCCCCUCCGUGCUUUCACCCGCUCGGUUCCGCGCAUCUUCUCCAGAUCCAUUGCCAUCUCUGCCAGAACCGCCGCCCCAAAACCAAGCAUCUUCCAGUCCACAUGGAUCCGUCCCAGAUAUAUCUUCCCUGCUACUGCUGCUUUCUCCACAACUAGAGCAAGAUGGGAGCCUGCAGGACAGUCUGAUCUCGAACUGGCGGCCAAGCUGAAUGAGGAAAUGAAGUAUGAGCAGAACAACUCCACUGUUGAGACACCACCGGAGUCGGUGCAGUAUUAUAUUGAGAAUAGCCCUUUUGAGAUUCUACACAAGGAAGGCGAAGAUGAAGUUGUCCUCACAAGGACAUUCGGAGAUGAGAACAUUCGAGUUGCAUUCACUCUCUCAGACAUCCAAGAUCUGACCGAGAGCGAAUCUGCCCUGGGCGACGAGCAUGACGACCUAAACACCCCCAUCAACCAAAGACAGGACAGAGACGGCCAAAUCCCCGUCGCCCCUGAGGACAAAAUCUCCGCCGCCGACCAAGAAGACGCAGACCUUGAAGACGACCAAAUCCCCAGCUACCCAGCCCGCGUCAGCGUCACCAUCGAGAAGAAGGGCAAGGGCGCCAUGCAGAUCGAAACCCUCGCCCAGGACGGUUACAUCCAGAUCCAAAACGUCGGCUACUUUGCCAAGGCCGAUCUGGCGAAUGCGGCCAGCGCUGAGAAGGAGUGGACACGCCAGAGCCUGUACAGUGGCCCACCCUUCGGCAACCUCGAUGAGGACCUGCAGACUCUGAUGGAGCAGUAUUUGGAGGAGAGAGGAAUUGACAAUGCGCUUGCCGUGUUCGUGCCGGAGUUUAUCGAGUUUAAGGAGCAGCAGGAGUAUAUUCGAUGGCUGAAAAACCUCAAGACUUUCAUCGAGGCUUAGAUGGCGAGGAUCUCUUGCUCUCCGGAUUUCCUAGCUGCAUAAGUAGCCCAACCGCAAACGCCGGCACCGCUUCCCUGUGCUGUAACAACCCCUAUUCCUCCUUCUAAUCCCAUCCACCUCCUCUAUGUAAAAUGACACCCCGAACCCCCCAUUAAACAUAUUAAAAUCUCAUAAAACCUUCACCUCUGUAUUUUAUUAUAACUAUUCUCUUUCGUACUUUGUUAGGCAAGUACGAACGUCAAAAGAAAGAUCAUUUUUUUGUGUGUAUUUUAUAUUCAUUAUACGGAGUAUAUAGUUCAUCUUCCUCAUCAAAGUAUCCAUGUCAAUGUUACUAUUUUUCCUUUUCUAAUUCUCCCCAUCCUUUCUCUUUUUACGGUAAACAAAACUAGGGGACAUGAUGCGUUGUUGGGGGUAAGUUGUAAAAGGGUUGAAGUUAUGUGCAGUAUUUUGGCUCAACCACCGGAAGAUAGAAGGAAGAACAAGCAAAAGAAAUUUAUACGAUCCAUUGACGUUCAAUGAUAUAAAUUUUGAAGGGGCUGAUAACUUGGUUUUCUAAUUUCUGCACUCCGUAUGCACGCAAUCUAUUUGCGCGUUAGAAGAGAGUGGGGCUCAGUUUUGGGCAAAACAUAGGUCGUCAAAGGGCACUCACUCCACGCUGUAUCAAAAAUCCUUUAUUGGCUGAUACAUAUACAUACGCGCCUACUUAUAGAAAUAUUUAGGGGUAGAAGAUACUUGAGUAACUCAAUUCGAAUCCGUUCAUUUGCUCGCUGCUGGGUUCUAAACUCCAAUCCCGCCCAAAGGAAAUAAAAGAGAAGACCGGAAAACUCCCUCCCAAAUCAUACCCUGUGCAGAACUCAUCUGAUCACAUAUAAUAAGAAUAACAGCGAAACAGAGCCCUUGCCAUCAAGUAAAUAACUCGCAUGAAUACCCUCCCCCCCAAAAAAAUUCAAACAAACCAUCCAUCCCUGCUCAAAACUCCAUAGCACUCGCCCCACUCUCUUCCGCAUCCUCCCGCCCCCUCUUCCCCAUCCCCACCCCCGUCCUCUCCGCCUUAAGCAGGCCCGCUACGAACGAGCGGAAAUAAUCAAUAUACGGCUUUAAACUAGUCUUCUCGUAGUCCUGCACCUUCCUACCCCUCCCGUCGAUAUCAGCGGUGCUGGACGGCAAAACAUCCCCAACCAUCUGUUCGUCUUUCACAGCAGCACCGUUGCUAUUAACAUCGUUAGCAUCGUCAUCCCUCAACUCAUCCCCGCCCUCCCACGCAUUAAUCUCCGCAAUAAGCUCUCCGACCGUCGGCACGCGCAGCGGAUCAAACUGCUCAACCCGCCGAAUAUCAAUGGGCACACACACGCGGCCCGUGCCCGGGUGCACGACGAAGGGGCUCUUGAGUAGGUGGAUGAGUUUCUUGCCGACCUCCGCGUCGAGGCGCGGGUAGGUAUAUUCCAACGCGAUGUCCUGCUUCGCCUCUAGGAGCGCUUUGGUGUCUAUGGGUCUAUUACUGCUGCUGGCGCCGCCUCUCCCCUUCCCAUCCUGCUGCUCAGCGCGCGACUUGGUAGACUUGGCUAGGGCGUCGAUGUCGUUCCAUUUGUUCACGCUUGAGCGAUCGGGCGCCGAGUCCCAUUUCCGCCGCAGCGCGUCCGCGAGCGGUUUAUCAGGGAGCAGGGAGAGGAGCUGCUCCGCCUGCUCCGGUUUGCUGAAUGUGUCCUGCUCAACGAGGAUUGUGGAGGCGAAGUACGGCUUGAGGAUUUCCAAGCUGCGCGCGAUGUGCGGGUGCAGGGGGCGUUUGAGGUUGACUUUCUUACCGCUCUGGCUGCCGCCGCGGAUAGCUUCGAGGUAGCCCGUGAUCGCCUUGCGGCGGUCAUCGGGCAAGUCGCGGGCGCGCCGGUCGCAGACCCAGGCGUGCGCACCGCGGCGGCCUGAAUAGACCCAGAGGAUAUGCUCGAAGCCGAAAUCCUCGCGCAGGGCUGCGUCAACGACUUUGAUGGCCAUGGUGGCGAAGGACCAACACUUUUGGCAGAUAUUGGCCUUCGUGCAGCAAGUGCGGAUGUCGUCGUAGUCUGUCAGAUCGAUGUCAAAGACUAGUUCUUUGGAGACGGGUCUGAAGCGGCUGGCUUUCCGGAGAGACUUGCGGUCGCGCGGGUUUGUGCUGUAGAUGGGUCCGAUUUCAAAGCGGGUAGGUUUUAGGUGGAGGAUUUCUUUGCGGAGGCUGUUUUGAUCCUGUUUAGUAUGUUAUUUCUCCAGGUGUAGCAGUUCGUUUUUGCUUCUUUUUUUCUUUUUAGGUUGUUUACAUACAGCUCUGCGGUUGGGAAUGAUUGAUAACGUAGAACGGCAUUGUUUUGAAGUGUGAAUGAGAAUUCUCGGUUCCCAAAGUCCGGCGAGGGUUUCACGCCGUGGUUUAGCCAUUGGAAGAAGUAUCUAAAUGGAAAGAGGCGUAGGUAGAAAGCGUGCAUUAUGUCUGAGUCUAUUUGCACUGUAGCGGGUUCAGAUGGUCUAGACACACGAUUUAGAUUCGAAUUUGCGCAGCGUGAGAGGUUGUAAGGAAGCAUACAUACUUGGGAGGCGGCUCUGGGGAGCUUUCAAGCUUUGAGGUCGCAGCAGCGCUGGACGCCGGAAA
This is a messenger RNA of Blastomyces gilchristii SLH14081, 3670 nucleotides long. Its product is annotated as mitochondrial glycoprotein. The coding region runs from base 148 to 1056 and encodes 302 amino acids. The record is from RefSeq and is a predicted model, not a curated record. Gene Ontology annotation, biological process: cytosolic ribosome assembly. Gene Ontology annotation, cellular component: mitochondrial matrix. Lineage: Eukaryota; Fungi; Ascomycota; Eurotiomycetes; Onygenales; Ajellomycetaceae. The transcript is spliced from 5 exons.